Molecule: messenger RNA, 1667 nt
Organism: Alosa alosa (allis shad)
Lineage: Eukaryota; Metazoa; Chordata; Actinopteri; Clupeiformes; Clupeidae
Gene: nanos3
Product: nanos homolog 3
Exons: 1
Coding region: 105-803 (232 amino acids)
Biological process (GO): negative regulation of translation; oogenesis
Cellular component (GO): perinuclear region of cytoplasm
Molecular function (GO): mRNA binding; zinc ion binding
Source: RefSeq, a predicted model, not a curated record
AUGGGUCUCAUAACGCUACAGGUUUUCACAUUUAGGUCACACUCCCCCCUACGAUAGAAGUGGGCUGAACUGUCAUCUUUUAGCCACGCGUUUGGAACGUGGGUAUGUUUCUUUUUUCUCCCCUCUCCUCGUGCUGCCUCGACUUGUUGUCCAGACAGCCUGGCGACUGUGCAAAGACCAUGGUGUGUGUUAGUAUUUUCAGCGACAAGUCCAACUUCGGACGCAUGGAUCCCGACAAAUCGGAGUUUCAGCCAUGGCGAGACUACAUGGGCUUGGCCGAAGCUGUGCGAGCUAUCUGCCUGAGAGAUUCUCCACCCGAAAAGACUGCUGACGAACUCUUCCCGAGAGAGAGGAGAGAAAGUAAGCCUUCCGUAGUGCCCGCGCGCUAUCGAUCUAGCAAAGCACCUGGAGAUAGGCCCGCGAUGACCAGGGGCUGCUCCUGCAAGUCAGCUUCAGUGGUGGCGUGCAAUGAUUCCCCUCCGAGGCGAUCCAUGGAAUCCCCCCCACGCUUCACCCGCAAGGCCUUCGGAUCGCCCAAAUCCAAGGAGCGCAAGAAGCCGCCGCACUCUCCGGCGACGUCCGAGCCCUCCCCGCCGCAGAUGUUCUGCAGCUUCUGCAAACACAACGGAGAGGCGGAGGCUAUUUACACCUCGCACUGGCUGAAGGAUCAGCUCGGCGAUGUGGUGUGUCCGUUCCUGCGCAGCUACGUGUGUCCGACGUGCGGAGCGACAGGUACCAGGGCGCACACCAAGCGCUUCUGCCCACUGGUCGACAGCACCUACAGCUCCGUGUAUACAAAGUAGCCAAGCUGACAUCCCGGAUGAAGGCCUUUCUGUGCUCAUCACAAGGUGAAACUUGUGACGUUGAAGCACUGUGGUGCUUUGGGUAGCUAGGAGGUUGAACACUUAUUUUAGCAGUUAUGUUUUUCUUUAGAUUAAUAGUUGUAGAUUCGUUCCUGUGUUGUUCCUGUCUACAAGAGGCAGGACUUGGUUGAGAACGUUUAUGGAAAAAAAGGGUCAACCCUCGGUUUGGUAAGACAGGUUUGCGUGUAUCUGUUCUUUAUUUAUUUAUUUUGCAUGCUGCACUGUGCUAUACUAUUUAUGUGUGUUUGGCACGCUAACGUGUGAUUGUUUUUUUUUUAUCUCUGCACUGGUUUUGCUGUGUUACUUUCCUUUGUCUAUGAGUAGUUUAGUUGUGUGUCUCCUUAUGACAAGCCUGUAGUCCACCGCGGGUCUGCGCAGAACGGGUGCUAUCAAACCUGUUGUGUAUAUUUUUGGUCUAGAGCCAAACUUUUCAACUCAAGUGCUGAACACGAACGCCCUACAUACAAUCAUCAUGACACCACUGUGACCAUCAACAUGAUCUGUUUUGAAUUUAUAUUUUGAGUAUCAGUAUAUCAAGCAUCAUCAACCAUGUACAUGAAUCAUUGUAAAAGAUACCAACCACGAACAAAAACAACCAGGUACUGACUGCAAGACUUUUUAAAUCUUUUUUUAUGUCAUUGUUUUAACACUUAUUGUUUUGUGCUUCUUAUUGUUUUUCUGUUGAAAUGAGGGCCCCUUUAAGAUCCCUCUGCAUGUGAGUCAAGGGUUAUGUUAUGUUGACCUGAAGGAUUUUGACAUUUGUCUUUGUAGAAAUUAUGCACAUCUCAAAGUUGUACAAAAACA